CAAAGAAGCCAGUGGACUAGAAGAGAACUUGUUCACUUGUUUGGCAACUUUCAAUCAUUUGUACUUUUAACUUCCACAUAAAGGUGCACUAGCCAACGCGUUUUGCACGAUAAGUUAUCAAAAUCAAGGACUCAUGGCUGAAGUUGGCAAUGUAGCUUGCACUGAAAGAAGAUGGAACAUACCAAUCUUUGUUUUCUUUGAAGACAUUAGGAAUGUCUUUAAAUUCGACGAUCUUGGCAUGGAAAUCCUACGUAUCGCGUUCCCUGCAGCUCUUGCAUUAGCUGCUGAUCCUAUUGCUUCUCUCAUUGAUACAGCAUUCAUCGGUCAUUUAGGGGCAGUUGAAAUUGCAGCAGUAGGAGUUUCAAUUGCCAUUUUUAAUCAAGCCUCUAAAGUCACAAUUUUCCCUUUAGUGAACAUAACUACUUCAUUUGUUGCUGAGGAAGAUACUGUUAGAAGAAUUAGUGAAAAAGAAGCAAAAGCUGAUUUGGAGAAGGGUAAAAUGGAGAAGAAUGAUUCAACAAAACAGCUAAUACUAACUGGUGAUAAUAACAAUGACAAGACGGAAACCAAAGAGACUGUGUUAGCACCAGGUAUAUCUUACGAGUUUAACUUUUAUACACUUGACAGUCAAUUUUUCAUGAUAACUAAACAAAAUAAUGUUACGUUUACAGAAUUUAAGACCACAAAAUGUGAGUCUUUGGAUAAUAAAAGUAAAGGCAAACUCAAACAUGUGAAGCGACAUAUUCCAUCAGCUUCAACUGCAAUUCUCAUGGGAUGCAUUCUUGGCAUUCUCCAGACGAUUUUCCUUAUAUUUCUGGCGAAACCAAUUUUAAGCUUAAUGGGUGUGAAAUCUGAUUCUCCUAUGCUUUCUCCAGCAAAGAAGUAUUUGACCUUGAGGGCAAUUGGUGCCCCUGCAGUCCUUCUUUCUUUGGCAAUGCAAGGCGUUUUUCGCGGUUUCAAGGAUACUAGAACUCCGUUAUUUGCUACUGUUGCUGGAGAUUUGACAAACAUAAUUUUGGACCCAAUCUUUAUUUUUGUUUUCCGUUGGGGUGUUAGUGGUGCUGCCAUUGCUCAUGUUCUUUCUCAGUACUUGAUAUCGAUUAUUCUCCUAUUUAAAUUGAUGACAGAAGUUGAUCUAUUACCUCCUAGCGCGAAAGAUCUGCAGUUCAGCAAAUUUCUCAAGAAUGGAUUUUGGUUACUAGCAAGGGUGAUAGCUGUUACAUUUUGUGUGACAUUGGCUGCAUCGUUGGCUGCACGAUUAGGCACAACACAGAUGGCUGCAUUUCAAGUUUGCUUACAAAUCUGGCUAACAUCAUCUCUGCUUGCUGAUGGAUUAGCUGUAGCAGGACAGGCAAUACUUGCUUCUUCAUUUGCUGGGAACGACUUCCAAAAGGCAAAGGCUGCAGGAGUUCGAGUCCUACAGAUGGGAUUAGUGUUGGGAUUCGGACUUGCUAUAGUCGUUGCAAUUGGGUUAUACUUCGGAUCAGGAGUCUUUUCAAAGGACAAAAAUGUUAUCCGUUUCAUAAUCAUUGCCAUCCCGUUUGUUGCUGGUACACAACCAAUCAAUUCAGUGGCAUUUGUGUUAGAUGGUGUCAACUUUGGAGCAAAUGAUUUUGCAUACUCUGCAUAUUCCAUGGUUUUGGUUGGUGCACUAACUAUAACCUGUGAGUUUGUCCUUUCAAAAACCAAUGGCUACAUUGGUAUAUGGAUUGCUUUAGCCAUAUUCAUGGUCCUGCGUACAUUUGCCGGUUUAUGGAGGAUGGGGACAGGAACAGGACCAUGGCGUUUUCUGCGGGUUCCACCGAUGUCAGCAGAAGUCAAGUCAUAGAGUUGCUAGAGCACUUAUGUGACUAUA
Messenger RNA from Solanum verrucosum, 1855 nucleotides. Its product is annotated as protein DETOXIFICATION 43-like. The transcript is spliced from 13 exons. Gene Ontology annotation, molecular function: antiporter activity; citrate transmembrane transporter activity; xenobiotic transmembrane transporter activity. The coding region runs from base 134 to 1828 and encodes 564 amino acids. NCBI's taxonomy places the organism in Eukaryota, Viridiplantae, Streptophyta, Magnoliopsida, Solanales, Solanaceae. Gene Ontology annotation, cellular component: membrane. Gene Ontology annotation, biological process: transmembrane transport. The record is from RefSeq and is a predicted model, not a curated record.